AGUAUAAAACCACUUCAAGAGCGCACAACAAGAACAGCGUGUGUCUGAGUGAGUCCCAGAGAGCCUCAGAGAGUCUCAGUGAGUCUCUGUGAGCAGCUCUUUGAUUUGCUCUGACUUGUUUCUUCCAGCAGGACUCGUCCCAGACGCACGCAGGUCCCGGUCUCCUCUUAGCUGGACUUAGAACCCCUCAGCAGAAUGGACGAGGACUCCUUCUGAAGUCCACUUUUUGAACUACCUGUACUUUCAGGAUUUUCCUCAGGAGGUAGUCUCGCCAAGUAACGCGUAGGAUGAGGACAGAACGAGAUCUUGAGAAUGUGUCGGGGACGCCACGGGGGAACUGGGCUGCAAGUUUCCUGAAGAGCCUGGAGAUCUGAGGAGGCGCACCGAGAGAGAGGGGGGUGCUGCUGCUGCGCGCUGGAUCAGGAACUUUGAUCCUCUUUGGUUUCAAACUCCAUGCAGACUCAGUCUCAGGUGAUCCUCUGAAUUUGGGACCCUUUACGCAGAGAACCUCUCUGGGAUUUAAUGCACAGCACUCUCUCCAGACUACCCGUCUUCCUCCUCUUCGACCCUUUUCCCUUCAUCUUGUCAGUGUGAUCCCCGAAGUGGCUCCGAAGUGGUGCUGCGGCUCCUCGUCCCCGGCGGAUCCGGAGGUCGGGGUCUCUGCUCCGGGAGGAGGCGGAGUCGGAGCUCCAAAGAGCGGCCGCGUCAGGAGGAUGGUGCGUCUGGCGGCGGAGCUGCUGCUGGUCCUGGGACUCCUUCUCCUCACCUUACACAUCACGGUGCUGAGGAGCUCUCCUCUGCAGCAGGGGAACGACACUGUGAGCCUGGACCAGGACGCAGCGCUGACAGAGCAGAACAACAUCAAUGCAAAAACCAGCUCCUCAGUCCAGCUGGCCCCUGAAGACCGGAGAUCUGGUCCUGAACACCGGCUGACCCACCGGCCCUCCACCCGCAGCAACGUGCACCGAGACGGCGCGGGAGCUUUCCUCCUCGACCUGCACAACUUCCCCGACCUCUCCAAAGCGGACAUCAACGGACAGAACCCCAACAUCCAGGUGACCAUCGAGGUCGUUGACGGUCUGGAGGGCCACGAGCCCGAAAAAGGCCUCCGCAAGGAAAACAAACCCAGCUGGGCUUCUCCAAACUGGAGGAACUGGUGGCCCCGCUCCUCCUCGCCCUCCUCCACCACCCACCAAACCGAGGAGCACGAUCGCUCCUACGGGAGCAACAGCGAGGACAGCAACUUCCUCCGACCGUCUGCGGACUGGGACCGGAGAGGAGGCACCGGUGGAGGAAGCAAAACCCAAACUGAGUAUGAUUACAUGGACGGAGAGGGGGACUGGAGUAACUGGACGGCGUGCAGCGUCACCUGUGGGAACGGCAACCAGAAGAGGACGCGGUCGUGUGGUUACGCCUGCACAGCCACCGAGUCCAGGACGUGUGAUAUGCCAAACUGCCCAGGUAUCGAAGACGCCUUCAAGACGGCAGCGACUGAAGUGAGUCUGCUCGCUGGAACAGAUGAGUUCAAUGCCACAGAGCUCUUUGGUGUUGACACUGACAGCUGUGAGCGAUGGAUGAACUGCAAGAGCGACUUCCUGAAGAAGUACAUGACCAAAGUGGCGAACGACCUCCCCAGCUGCCCGUGCUCGUACCCUACCGAAGUGGCGUACAGCACGGCCGACGUCCACGACGCUCCCACGCGGAGAGAUUUCCGCUGGAAGGACGCCAGCGGCCCGAAAGAGAAGCUGGAGAUCUACAAGCCGACGGCUCGCUACUGCAUCCGCUCCAUGCUGACGCUGGAGUCCACCACGCUGGCGGCGCAGCACUGCUGCUACGACGACGGCAUGAAGCUCAUCACGCGCGGCAAAGGCGCGGGGACGCCAAACCUCAUCAGCACGGAGUUCUCGGCGGACCUGCACUACAAGGUGGACAUCCUGCCGUGGAUCAUCUGCAAAGGAGACUGGAGCCGCUACAACCAGGCCAGACCGCCAAACAACGGGCAGAAGUGUCCAGAGAACCCGCAGGAUGAGGACUACUACAAACAGGUUGAGGAAGCGAGGGAGUUCUAGACGUCUGGAGACUGAACACAAGAGAAAACACGCUGCUUUACCCGUCAGCUGAAUCUAUAAAUGGUGCUGAAACCAUUUCAUGUUCUAAUUACAAGAACUUUGGGCUCUGAAGAACAAGACUGACUGCUCUUUAAGGAACCCGACAGAGUCUGAACACUUACUCUCUCACGAGGAACUCUUCUGGACUUAAAAACACACUGCUUUUAUUUUUUCUAUGUUGUAGAAUCAGCCUCUGAAAACAUGAAUAAAUGCUCUCCAGUUACUGAUUUACAAACGUGACUCAGACGCGGUCACAAAGGGAGAAGUGAGUUCUUUAAAAGGGAAACGUUUUAUUCCACUAAUGUUCGUGUAGAUCGUGUUCGUAUGUUCGUGGUAACACAUCAGUGAGAUCCUUCAGGGAGGUCAGAGGGGGGGGGGCAGAGAACUUAUUCUUAUUCCCAUGUUGUCAUCACGACCUCACGGUCCUCAUGUACGCCUGUGAGUUUAUUUAGCAUGCAGAUCUUUUAUUUUUACUGAUAACUCACGGCCGUGUCCCCCGUGUCUCUGAGGCCUCUGUGUAAAAGGAUCCAGCGUUAUUUUUGUAAAGUAUUUAUUAAGUUGUAGCUGUGUCUGAGUCGGUUGUCUAUGACUGUGGUUUCUGAUACUCAUACGGCUGAAUGCUAACUUGAGAUCCUUCACUAGCUCAGACUUUUAUCCAUUUCUCAAGUUAGGAUUAAACCGUGAUGGAGCGUAAAGAGUGUGUGGAUUUAUCUGUACCAAGAGAUUUUUGAGAUAUAAAUCUAUAAAUAAAUUUUUAAAAAGUCAA
Molecule: messenger RNA, 2874 nt
Organism: Notolabrus celidotus (New Zealand spotty)
Lineage: Eukaryota; Metazoa; Chordata; Actinopteri; Labriformes; Labridae
Gene: ism1
Product: isthmin 1
Exons: 6
Coding region: 714-2069 (451 amino acids)
Biological process (GO): negative regulation of angiogenesis
Source: RefSeq, a predicted model, not a curated record